Molecule: messenger RNA, 1440 nt
Organism: Penicillium vulpinum
Lineage: Eukaryota; Fungi; Ascomycota; Eurotiomycetes; Eurotiales; Aspergillaceae
Product: IFRD domain-containing protein
Exons: 2
Coding region: 1-1440 (479 amino acids)
Source: RefSeq, a predicted model, not a curated record
AUGCCCGAUCUACGUCGCCAGGUCUUGGAGAGUGGCAAGACUGUCUCACGCAAGGCAGCUUCCCGUGAAGCAUCCCGCAACAACUCCCCCGCUAGUUCGAAGCCAGCCUCGCGUCAGGGCUCUCGCAAUACGAGUAGAGCUCCUUCGGAUGAAGAAGAUUCUGGAUUUCUCUCUGAUGAAACAUCUAUGAGCAUCGGAUCUCUUGACGAUGAGAAUCCCGAACAAGAUAAUCCCGAUUGGGAACAUGACCUUAGCCAGCGCAUACAAGAAAUCCUCGAUCGCAAGCGCAGCAGUGUUCAAGGCCGCGAAGAUGCCCUGCAAGCAUUCUGCCGCCUGACCAAAUAUCACUACACAGUGGAAGAAAUUCAUGGUGCCGUCCCAGACCUACUGGCAGCAUUUGAGCGAAGCGUCCGCACCGAGGUCAGUGUGCGCGAAGCAACUCUAGGUUUGCGCGCUAUCGAAUUGCUUGCCAUCUCCGCUUUCGAUGGCACUGUUUACGAAAAUACCGAGCCCUUCCUUACCCGCACCAUCCGCGACUCCACCUCCCCUCUUGUCAAAACAGCCGCUAUUCACUGCCUCGGGGCAUGCACUAUCUUCGGAGGUGCCGGUGAAGAUGGCAUCCUUGAACAUAUGGGUUAUCUCCUGGAUAUCAUCGCCUCUGACGGCCAAUCCAUCGAUGCCACGGACGACCCCUCCAUUGUGACCGCCGCGCUCCAGCAAUGGGGAUUCCUCGCCACCGAAGUUGAUGAUUUUGAGGAAGAAAGCGAAGAAGCAGUCCAGAUCUUCAUGGAUCAGCUCGACAGCUCUGAUUCAAACGUGCAGAUCGCAGCAGGCGAGAACAUCGCCCUACUCUAUGAGAAGAGCUACACCCCCCAAGAGGAAGAGGAAGACGAAGAGAGCACAGAUUUAAACGAGGACAGCGACGAGCACGAGCAUGAUGCCACGUCCGGUCCCAAGCUCGUGAAACGAUACAACGCUUACCACAACACUCCGGAGCUGGAGAGUCAGCUUCAGAACCUGGCUACCAUCCACGGCAAGCAGAUCAGCAAGCGUGACAAGAAAUCACUCCACAGCAAUUUUGCAUCCAUCCUCACCACUGUAGGGAACCCACGUCGCGGUCCUCGCUAUAAUACCGCUAUCAACCAGAACACCAAUCGCCAUUACGGCAGCACUCUCACUGUCAAGAUUGGCCGCCACGGAGUCAUGGCUAUCGACCGCUGGUGGAAGUGGGUACGACUCAAUGCUCUGCGCCGCAUACUGCAAGGCGGCUUUUCCGAACAUUAUUUCCAAGGUAACCGUGCCGUCCUCAACAGCCUUCCUGUCAUGAUGCGCAUGGCAGACCAGGGUCAUGGCUCGAUGGACCGCCAAGGUGCACGCAAGGCAGCCAAAUUUCGCAACGCGCGUCGCUGGACUACUCAUCAGUCUGAUGAUGAGGAGUAA